AUGCUCUGGGGAUGGGAUAAGGACAGGUAUGAGUCCAUGAGUCAUACCUUUCGCCUCCCAUCGUUGGCCCUUCCCAUAACGUUACCCGGGAAUGACCCUACACCGGAUCGCCGCAGCCAACUUCCCUGGGCACCUUUUCCCUCCCUCCCUGAUUUACGUAGUGGCCUUCUCAAACCUGACACUGUUCGCGGGAUAUCACUUGACGUGGAUCAAUAUCAAGCAUUUGGAAUGCCUAGGAAUAGACUUCACAAAGACAUCUCGACGGCCAACCUUCCUGUCUUAACGGAACGCGAAAUUUUGCGCAACUUGCCUAUUGUCGUAGAUGCGGACCGACCCGAGACUGCUCCAGGUGCGCGGCGGUUUGUCAAGUGA
Messenger RNA from Laccaria bicolor S238N-H82, 372 nucleotides. RefSeq lists its product as uncharacterized. The record is from RefSeq and is a predicted model, not a curated record. NCBI's taxonomy places the organism in Eukaryota, Fungi, Basidiomycota, Agaricomycetes, Agaricales, Hydnangiaceae. The coding region runs from base 1 to 372 and encodes 123 amino acids. The transcript has 4 exons.